Messenger RNA from Manduca sexta (tobacco hornworm), 1088 nucleotides. RefSeq names its product microvitellogenin-like. NCBI's taxonomy places the organism in Eukaryota, Metazoa, Arthropoda, Insecta, Lepidoptera, Sphingidae. The record is from RefSeq and is a predicted model, not a curated record. The coding region runs from base 234 to 1034 and encodes 266 amino acids. Gene Ontology annotation, cellular component: extracellular region. The transcript has 2 exons.
GAACUAAGGCCUAAUCCCUCUCAGUAGACCUAUCAUAUAUUGAGACCGAAUUUUUCUGUUUGCAGUGAAAAUUAAACACGUAUUUUCAAACCAAGAAACGUUGUCAUGUAAUCGAAACAUAUAAUGAAAUAUUAAUUUUAUUAUUGUUCAUCAAACGGUACGUCAUAAACCGACUAAUUACAAAAGAAAUUAGUUACCAGUUAUAUAAGAUUAAAAUCGAUUAUGAAAUCAGUAUGUCACUAAGAUUGGUGAACUGCAGGAUCAUCACAAUGCUACGGAUAGCGCUGUUCCUGACGGUCGCGGCACUCGCGUGCCAUGCCGCUCCAAUCACUGACGACGAAGCUAUCGACCAACUAUACAAAAGUGUGAUCAUCGCCGACUACGAGACCGCUCUAUUACAAAGUAAAAAUCUCGUGAACGAGCAAAGGGGCAUGAUCAUUUCGAAAACUGUUGACAAACUGCUUGAAAAGGACCCACAGGAGGUUAUGUAUUACGGGUACUAUCUGUUUAACCACGACGCCCAAGAUAUCGUCAAGAAUUACUUCCCACUCGAAUUCAGGAUGAUCUUCAGCCAGCUUACCGUCAAGCUCAUCAACAAGAAAUACAACAUGGAGCUCAAAGUGGGACUCAAGACUGAUUCCGACGGCGAAAGGACCGUGUAUGGUGAUAGCGGUGACGUUGGCAAUAGGGCAGUCUGGAAAUUCAUGAAUGUCGACGCAUCGGACAAGAAAGUCUACUUUAAAAUCUACAACCCUAGCGAUAACCAAUUUCUGAAAUCCGGAAAUUCAGCUGAUAGAUUCGAUGAUCAUCCGAUUUACUCUUCUACUAAUUCUGACACUUUCAGACACCAGUGGUAUCUUGAGCCAGUGGUGUUGGAUAACGAGAUCCUGUUCUACGUAAUCAACCGGCAGUACAGCCAGCCCCUGAAGCUGGCCCAAUCCACGGACUCGGAUGGUGACCGUCAGGCGUAUGGCCACGGCGGAGAUCCGUCUGGCGCUCCUGAACGCUUCGGAUGGAAGAUUGAACGUAGCUAAACAAUUCGAUUAUUUGGAAAAAAAAUUAAUUGAAAUAAAUGGCUGAUUCAAGCA